Messenger RNA from Seminavis robusta, 1473 nucleotides. The record is from the annotation of a GenBank genome assembly. Lineage: Eukaryota; Bacillariophyta; Bacillariophyceae; Naviculales; Naviculaceae.
AUGUCAGCAAUCAGCUCCGUUGCCGUGGACACUGUGAUCAUAGGGGGCGGUCAGGCCGGUCUCGCCAUGAGUCAUUGUUUGAUGGACCGCGGCAUCCACAGUCAAGUGAUUUUGGAAAAGGGGAACAUUGGAGAGAGAUGGAGAUCGUCCUAUUGGGACUCCCUUCAUUUAUUAACACCCAAUUGGCAAACAAGGCUUCCUGGAAAAUGGAGCUAUCAAGGCAAGGAAAUGGAUGGAUUCAUGACCAAGGCAGAGUUUGUUCAUUUGUUAGAAGGAUAUGCCGCUUCCUUUGAGGCUCCCAUUCAGACGAAUACCAAUGUCAUUGAGGUCGCAGAAUUCAUUACGAAUGGAGGUGAACAAGCAGGUAGCAGUGCACUUCGAUUCAAGGUGACAGCAGUGACAAACACCGACUCCAGAGCGAAUCCCUCCAGUUCUACCCGAAUAUGGCUGGCAAGGAACGUUGUCCUCGCGACUGGAUACUGUGACCUUCCCAACAUUCCCAAUUUUGCACGCAAUCUACCCGUGUCGACCUGGGUCAGACAAAUCGCUGCUACAGACUACAAGAAUCCUUCCCAAGUCCUAUCUUGGUUUCAACAGCAGCCAGAAAUGGCGGGUAGAUCCAUUGAUAAUGUCAUUCUUGUUGUUGGGGCUGGAGCCUCUGGUAUUCAAAUUGCCCAUGAGCUUGGCAAGGCCGUUCGUCAGAACAGAAAUGGUAUCCAACCCAUAGUCAUGAUAUCGGUGGGGCGUCAUUGUCGAUGGCCCCGAAAGUACCGUGGCAAAGACAUACUCUGGUGGAUGGAUCAAAUGGAGGCGUUUCGAUCCUCGGCGGUCCAACAAGACGAAGCCUCUAGUCCCGGACCACAACUGAGUGGGUACCCAGGCCAUACCGACGCGAGUCUAUAUCAUCUACACAACGAAUUGGGUGUGCAAGUGGUGGGGAAAACGACAAUACGCAAGAGCUCUGGCAGCAGCACUAUUCAGUUUGACAAUGCCAUGUUAGCCGACUGUCUCAAGCAGGCUGACGACGGAUGCAUCCAAGUUUUGAAAGCCAUAGAUCAGUUCAUCAUCCAGCAACGACUUGACGCUACCAACACAACAGCAUUGACUAAUUCUCCAUUCGAGGGCUCUUGUGGCGAUCCAUGCCCUCGACUUGAGUCAUCUACCAGCAGCGACACCGGUUUCGUCCUGCCUGACGAUGGCUUCCCGACGCAAUGCGAACAAGCUACUCGAAUGUGCAUCAUCUGGGCAACGGGAUUUACACGACAGUAUCCAUUCUUGAGUGAAUCUCUUCAUGAGAGGCUGUGGGAUGCUGAACGGUUCAUUUUGGAAAACCACGGUGGCAUUACCACACAUCCCGGACUGUAUGUCUUGGGAUACCGUUGGCUUCGAAGGAAGCAUUCCAACUUUGUCGACGGGGUGGGAGACGAUGCCAGGGAGCUGGCACAACAUAUUGCUGCAUCUGGAAUUAGCUAG